Molecule: messenger RNA, 8604 nt
Organism: Pipistrellus kuhlii (Kuhl's pipistrelle)
Lineage: Eukaryota; Metazoa; Chordata; Mammalia; Chiroptera; Vespertilionidae
Gene: DSEL
Product: dermatan sulfate epimerase like
Exons: 2
Coding region: 1309-4947 (1212 amino acids)
Molecular function (GO): chondroitin-glucuronate 5-epimerase activity; sulfotransferase activity
Source: RefSeq, a predicted model, not a curated record
CUGUCUCUCGCCCUCCCCGGGCCGCGCGGCCGGAGCUGGCACGGAGGAGCGGCGGCGGCGGCGGCGGCGGCUUCGGGCAUCGCGGCUUGGGGAGCUGGCGCUCCGCCGGACACGGCGCCCCCGCCAGCGCCCUCCGCGCGCGCGGACCUGCCUCCCGCGGUCCCGGGCGGCCCGGGGCGUCCGGCGUCCCCCAAGGGCAAGCGUGUCCGCGCGGGGCGGGGGACCAGCGCGGGGCUGCAGCCUGUUGGAGCUCGGGGAGCGCGGGGCCCGGGGUCCGGGGCUCAGGGACCCCGCGCGGAGCCGCACGGCCCGGCCUCCUGCGCACAGCAGUUCCCUCCAACUCCCCCCCUCCGCCGCGUUGGGGCCCAGCGCUGUCGGAGGACCCCGUCCGGAUCUGCGAAGAAAGGAAUGUCAUGAAAAAGGAACAGAAAAGAGCCAUCAUUGUUGGUGAAAGGGGAGUGUUCUUUCCCAGCUGGUGGUUGCUUCAUGAUUGGAAGAGAAGUACCUAGGUGGCAGAAGAGAUUAGAUUCUUCUAGCUGUACAGAUGGAGCUGAUAAAAGAAGACGUGGAAAUGCUUCCUCUGGGGCAUAAUAGACUGAUAAGCAAGAGGGCCUGAAAAAGACAGAUUUGAAAUGAGGACAGGAAUUUUGAGAUUUUUUAAAACCAGGUAGGACUUUGGACACUUGUUGAGGAUGUUUUUCUCCCAAAAACGAAGAAUAAAAAUUCUCAAAGUCAGAAAUGUAAAAAGCUGAGACGAAAAACAACCGAGUCUACCCCAAGGAUUUCAGUACUUCGUCACUUUCUUUGGGUAGACACACACACAAGGGCAUCACUCACGUCUGGGGAUUUUAUUUCCUGCGAUGGUUUCCUGUGCUAGGAAUGGCUUAAUUUGGAAUUUAGAGUGGUUUUUUUUUCCUACCUUUUUGUUUUUCUUUUGAUACAAUGUGUGUUUUGAUACUUCAUGUUAAAUUUAUGCAAAGGAGAUAAAUCCUAAAGUCAUAGUAUGUUUGACUCUCUAUAUCACUGUUUGCUCUGUGAUAUGGAAAAACUAGAGGAUUUAACAUUCCUUGAAGUUUUGUUGGAAGCAAAACUGCAUUAGAGACACAGAUAUACAGUGUAAGUUUUCUCUUUUUGGCAAUCGUAUUUGCUUUGAAGGAGCCAACUAUCAGCUGGAUUUCACAGCAUAAGCGAUUUAUAGUCUUUGUUUUAUCAAGGCCUUAAAUGGGUGUUUUAUACUGAGCAGAUGGGAACCACAUUGAGCGCUCUGUUUGACAUGAUUGCCUAAGGAAGGGAACUCCCUGAUGGAUCAUGGCGUUAAUGUUUACAGGACAUUUCUUAUUUUUAGCAUUAGUGAUGUUUGCUUUCUCUACUUUUGAGGAAUCUGUAAGCAAUUACUCUGACUGGGCAGUUUUUGCAGAUGAUAUAGAUCAGUUUAAGACACAGAAAGUGCAAGAUUUCAGAUCCAACCAAAAGCAGAAAAAAAGUAUGCUUCAUCCAAGUUUAUAUUUCGAUGCGGGAGAGAUUCAAGCAAUGAGACAAAAGUCUCGCACAAGCCAUUUGCACCUUUUUAGAGCUAUCAGAAAUGCAGUGACAGUUAUGCUGUCCAACCCAACAUACUACCUACCUCCACCCAAGCAUGCUGACUUUGCUGCCAAGUGGAAUGAAAUUUAUGGUAACAAUCUGCCUCCUUUAGCUUUGUACUGUUUGCUAUGCCCAGAAGACAAAGUUGCCUUUGAAUUUGUCUUGGAAUAUAUGGACAGGAUGGUUGGCUACAAAGACUGGCUAGUUGAGAAUGCACCAGGGGAUGAGGUCCCAGUUGGCCAUUCCUUAACAGGCUUUGCCACAGCCUUUGACUUUUUAUAUAACUUCCUAGAUGCUCACCGAAGACAGAAAUACCUGGAAAAAAUAUGGGUGGUUACCGAGGAAAUGUACGAGUAUUCCAAGGUCCGAUCAUGGGGCAAACAACUUCUUCAUAACCACCAAGCUACUAAUAUGAUAGCACUGCUCACCGGGGCUUUGGUGACGGGGGCAGAAAAAGAUUCUAAAGUAAAUUUAUGGAAGCAAGUUGUUGUAGAUGUGAUGGAAAAGACCAUGUUUCUAUUGAAUCAUAUUGUCGAUGGUUCUUUGGAUGAAGGUGUGGCGUAUGGAAGCUACACGGCUAAAUCAGUCACGCAGUAUGUGUUUCUGGCCCAGCGCCAUUUUAAUAUCAACAACUUGGAUAAUAACUGGUUAAAAAUGCACUUUUGGUUCUAUUAUGCCACCCUUUUACCGGGCUUCCAAAGAACUGUGGGCAUAGCAGAUUCCAAUUAUAAUUGGUUUUAUGGUCCAGAGAGCCAGCUGGUUUUCUUGGAUAAGUUCAUCUUAAAGAAUGGAGCUGGGAACUGGUUAGCUCAGCAGAUUAGAAGGCACCGACCUAAAGAUGGACCGAUGGUCCCCUCCACUGCCCAGAGGUGGAGCACUCUUCACACUGAAUACAUCUGGUAUGAUCCCCAGCUCACCCCACAGCCUCCCACUGAAUAUGGUACGGCAAAAAUGCACACCUUCCCUAACUGGGGUGUUGUCACGUAUGGGGCUGGGUUGCCAAAUACCCAGACUAAUACCUUUGUGUCUUUUAAGUCUGGGAAACUUGGAGGUCGAGCUGUGUAUGACAUAGUUCACUUUCAGCCAUACUCCUGGAUUGAUGGGUGGCGAAGCUUCAACCCAGGACAUGAGCACCCAGACCAGAACUCGUUUACUUUUGCUCCCAAUGGUCAAGUAUUCGUUUCCGAAGCUCUCUAUGGACCCAAGUUGAGCCACCUCAACAACGUGUUAGUGUUUGCACCGUCACCCACGAGCCAAUGUAACAAGCCCUGGGAAGGGCAGCUGGGAGAAUGUGCACAGUGGCUCAAAUGGACCAACGAGGAGGUUGGUGACGCAGCAGGGGAAAUCAUCACUGCCUCUCAGCAUGGGGAGAUGAUUUUUGUGAGCGGGGAAGCAGUAUCUGCUUACUCUUCAGCAAUGAAACUGAAAAGCGUGUACCGCGCUUUGCUUCUCCUAAAUUCUCAAACCUUGCUAGUUGUCGAUCACAUUGAGAAGCAAGAUGAUUCUCCGAUAAAAUCUGUCAGUGCCUUCUUUCAUAACCUGGAUAUUGAUUUUAAGUACAUCCCCUACAGGUUUAUGAACAAGUAUAAUGGCGCCAUGAUGGACGUGUGGGAUGCACACUACAAAAUGUUUUGGUUUGAUCACCAUGGCAGUAGCCCCGUUGCAAGUAUACAGGAAGCAGAGCAAGCUGCCGAAUUUAAGAAGCGGUGGACCCAGUUUGUUAACGUCACAUUUCAGAUGGAAUCCACAAUCACAAGAAUCGCAUAUGUCUUUUAUGGGCCGUAUGUCAAUGUUUCCAGCUGCAGAUUUACUGAUAACUCCAACUCCGGUCUUCAGAUUUCUCUCAACGUCAAUAAUACUGAACAUGUUAUCUCCAUUGUAACUGACUACUACAACCUGAACACGAGAUUCAACUACCUGGGAUUUGGUGGCUUUGCCAAUGUGGCUGAUCAGGGCCAAAUCACCCGAUUCGGUUUGGGCUCUCAAGCGAUCGUAAGGCCCGUAAGACAGGAUAAAGUUAUGUUCCCCUUUGGAUUUAAAUUUAAUAUAGCAAUCGGGUUGAUUUUGUGCAUCAGCUUGUUGAUUUUAACUUUUCAGUGGCGGUUUUACCUGUCUUUUAGAAAGCUGAUGCGGUGGAUUCUAAUCCUUGUUGUUGUCUUGUGGUUUAUUGAGCUCCUGGAUGUGUGGAGCACGUGCACUCAGCCCAUCUGUGCAAAAUGGGCAAGGACGGAGAUGGAGGCCAGCGCCAAGUCUGUGUCUUCCCAAGGGCACCACAUUGAUCGUCCUGAUGUUGUCAUUACCUCACUUCCUGGUUCAGGAGCUGAAAUUCUCAAACAACUAUUUUUCAACAGCAGUGAUUUCCUCUACAUCAGGGUUCCCACAGCAUACAUUGAUAUCCCUGAAACUGAAUUUGAAAUUGAGUCCUUUGUAGAUGCCUGCGAAUGGAAGGCAUCAGAUAUCCACAGCGUGCAUUUCCGCCUGCUCCGAGGCUGGCUGCAGUCUUUAGUCCAAGAUACAAAACUGCAUUUGCAGAACAUCCAUCUGCAUGAAUCCAGCAGAGGUAAACUGGCCCAAUAUUUUCCAGUGAAUAAGGACAAGAAAAGAAAAUCGAAGAGAAGAGAGUCUUUGUCGGAACAAAGAAGUAGAAUGAGAGGCGCCUUUGAUAGAGACGCUGAAUACAUUAGGGCUUUGAGGAGACACCUGGUUUACUUCCCGAGCGCACGGCCUGUGCUCAGUCUAAGCAGUGGGAGCUGGACCUUAAAGCUUCAUUUUUUCCAGGAGGUUUUGGGAUCUUCGCUGAGGGCAUUGUAUGUAGUAAGGGACCCUCGGGCGUGGGUUUAUUCAAUGCUGUACAGUAGCAAACCAAGUCUGUACUCUCUGAAGAACAUACCAGAGCGCUUAGCCAAACUGUUUAAAGUAGAGGGAGAUAAAGGCAGAUGUAGCUUACAUUCCGGCUAUGCUCCGGAGUAUGAAUCAUUAAGGAAAGAAUUAUCAAAACCCAAGGCUAGCGCAGUCUCCCUGUUGUCUCAUUUGUGGCUGGCACACACAGCAGCAGCCCUGAGAAUAAACUCGGAUUUGCUACCUACCAGCUACCAGCUGGUCAAGUUUGAAGACAUUGUGCAUUUCCCCCAGAAAACCACCGAAAGGAUUUUCGCCUUCCUUGGCAUCCCUUUGUCUCCUGCUAGUUUAAACCAAAUAUUGUUUGCCACUUCCACGAACCUUUUCAAUCUUCCCUACGAAGGGGAAAUAUCACCAAGUAAUAGUAAUGUUUGGAAACAAAACUUGUCUCGAGAUAAAAUUAAACAGAUUGAAAACAUCUGCUGGACACUGAUGGACCGUCUAGGAUAUCCAAAGUUAAUGGACUGAGCUGCGGGUCAGCAGGAAUUUGCACUAAUAUGUUCCAACCCAGUUUGUGGACAUGGAUUAGAAGAGUUUGCUUAUUCUUGUACUUGUGUGUGUGUGUGUGUGUGUGUGUGUGUGUGUGUGUGUGAGAGAGAGAGAGAGAGAGAGAGAGAGAGAGAGAGAGAGAGAGAGAAGAGAAUGUGUGUGUUCAGUUAAUUGCACAGAGAGAUAAUUUUAAAAAUAGACACCGUAUUUGGCAGAGCACGAUUUAAUUUUUAUGUUACUACUUUCUUGCCUUUGUUUCUGAAUUGUUUUCUGCUAAAAUGCUUCCACUACAGAGGUGUAGAUGAAGUUCUGUUGUGGUCAGGAAAAGUAGGAAGACUUUUAAAGUUUUUGUCUUAACUCUCUUCAUCUGCAACUGUGCUGAUGUGUCCUGGAACCUCAAAGGCUGCUCAAGGCCUUCCGUUGUUGUUUUACCCAGGCAUCUCUUGCUUUCAAGAUGGAUUACAGAAGUUCCUUAGCUUUUUAUAAAAGGUCUUCUAACAUGUUUAUCCCGCACAAGAAAAUAAAUCCUUUACUGUGUAUGAUGUUUAGUGAUAUCACUGGGGAAAUGGUGGAAACUUCUAUCUGAACUAUGGGGCUAUAGGGUUCCUUCUAUAAAAUACAGAUGGAUAUACAGAAUGAAUGUGGUGUGUUUUUGUUUGUUUUUUUGCAGAUCAGAAACUGACCUAAACAGCCUUCUUAAUGCUUUCUACUUUGAAGUAAUGGAAUCAGCCUUUGUAUAAUCUGGGUGCCAAGGGCUGGUGGAGUAUUUUCGACCUGCUUGUCUGUGUAAAACUCCUUUCUUUGUAUUGCCUCCUUGAAACCACAGCUGCUAGCAUCACACCACUCCCAUCCUGUCUCUCUCUCUCUCUUUUUUUUUUUUGUCACUGUCGUGCAAAAUCAGUCGCAUUUACUGAUGGUUAAACUCCUUGUGUUUUCGGGAUGUUUUCCCUCUGAUGAUUAAUUUUGCAUUAAAACCUAACCCAGAUUUAUAAUGAAACUUCUUUUUGUGGAAUUAUCGCCGUAUGACUCAAAGGAAGCUGAGCCACCACAGGCUGCAUUUUGUUUUUGUUUUUUUAGACUGGAAGCAGAGUUGGAAAACUGCCUGACUUGUCUCACAUCCUUUGAAUGAGUUUACAGACUGCCAGUGUGGACAAAUGGGGGAUGAUGUCAGAAGCAUCUGUUUCCUUCACCAUCUGCAUCUUAUUAUAAAUGUAGUCGUCAUCGAAUGCGGCUCAUUUUCUUUUGGUAGGCACUGAAAUCCAAAUGCUGUGCCAGUACAAGCCAGUGGAGUAAUUACAACGUACUGGGUGAAAACUAUUAGGCAGUGUGGAGACUUGAUGAAAUCUCUGUACAGAUUGCAGUCUUCUUCCUGAUGUUGCAAACUGUCGUUUCCCCCAAGCUCUCUAGCACUUGGGAGUCUGUUGUUCUGACCUAGAUAAAAGUGGUUCUUUCUCAGUAGUUUGUUAUUGUGUCAGAAUGUGCCUGUAGAGUGAUAAAGCUGUGGAUAUGUUCUAUUCCAGCAAAACCUCACUUGGCUGUCAUUUCCCCCGAUAUAGUGUGAAUGAAUGCAGGCCACUCCUACUCCUCUUAUAUUGACUUUCUUCCCGGAGCUCCCAUGACUUUUUCUCUACAAUGUCAAAAUGAAUGAAAGUGCUAUUAACGUAGGUUGAGAGGGCAACCGAAGACCUGAAUCUACACUGUUAUUGCCGAGGAAGACGAUAACCUUCCUAUUUGAGGGUUAUCAACAGGCAUGUAAAAUUGCUACACAGAUGUUAACACUAUUUUCAUAGUUGGUCCGAGUGUCACUGUUUGCUUUCAUUUCCCAGGAUAUGGGAUCUCAAAUGAGAUCCAUUAUAAAGGCUUUGGGUUGGCAGUAAUAUUAGGUCUGAUCAAGGUAAGAAUUAGACAUGUGUAGGUAACAAAUAAGAAAAUGGAAGCUUUUCUUUAAAAUUUUAUAGAAAUGUGCCCAUGGGCAGAAGAGAGCCAGGUUCAUUAUGUGGAGGAAAGAAGGGGAAAAUGAAAAAGAGUAGUUUUGUGAAUGAAUGAAUAUGGAAACGUUAUUGAUAGCUGAUGAAAGUGACAUGGUUAAUAAAAUGAGCUUCACAGUGCACCAUCUUUCCAGCAAUGUCAAGGUGAAUUUUCCUGUCCCUGUACUCACCCACUCCUGCCCCAAGGGAAAGUUUGCUGAAGGGGAACACCUACUUGCAGCUUCUCCUGUAGAAAUAUUUUAUGUGGAGACGCAUUGAACAUGCAUGCAUAUGUUCAUAUAUUCAUGCUUGGAGACCCCUGCCUUGUCAUCUCAAUACCUAAGGUGACUGACUCUCCAAACACCCAGGUCCUACACUCUUAGGGUGCUACCUAGGAAAAAAUUCAACCAGACUCUACACUUAUUCUUAAUCAUCUUAAAAAUAAAACAGCAAUGAUCACUAUGUGACUCUUUCAAAGGAAACUAAAUGUUAUCUCUAUAAAUUCAAUUCCUUCAUUAACUUCCCCAAACUUCUGCCCGAGAUAAAAGCUUUUAUUAAAAUAAGAGCAUUUAAGUCUUGAAACUUUGAAAGAAUGUGUUCUGCUGACACAAGUAACAUAAGUAAAUAUAGUGACAAUAAUCUGUUUUUCCAAAGUGAAAUAAUGUUAAUUAUUCAUUUUGGAUGGAAUAUGCUCUACCCAGAGUUGAAUUUACUGUAAUAAAAAUUCCAGGAAGGAUAAGAAAUGGGAGAAUCUGUUAAAAAAAAAAAAAAAAAAAAAAAAAAAAAAAAAAAGUAAAUCUAUGUGGCUUAAUUUAUAUAAACCUGGAGAAGCACAAGUUUUAAGCAGAUGACACAAAAAUGCAUACAUAUUAGGCCCAGAUCCCAUAUAUUAGACAUUUGAUUGACAUUUUAGACAGGAAGAAGUAGUAAGUGCCUGCCAAGAAUGGAUGUUAGGUCAAAUUCCCAGCAUGGAAGAGGACUGGCCACAUAACCCUCUGAAAGUAUUCAAACAAGGUCUCCACACACACAAGUAUGCUUUAAUUGCUUCUUCUGGCCACUUGUAAUUUAUGUCAUUUAUCAGUAGAGUUUGGGGUGCAUCAUCAUAGAUUCUAGACAGUCCUGAUAUAUAAAGUAUAUCACAUUAAAUUUUCUAUGAGUAUUAACAAUGACUUAAAAAUUGCUAUGUUUGAUCAUAAACCAUUUUUUUUUGAAACUAUAUAUAUAACAAGACUCUUACUAAGUAAAUAAAAAGCUAAAAGCAAGUUGGCUGUGGUUGGGAGAGUUUGUAAUAGCCCUCUUCUUUAGGUCUUGGGUAACUUAGAAUUCCUUAUGAAGCUGAGAAGGCAGACAAUGGGAAAUACAAUUGCAUAUUGACAUAUCGUCCUACACUUUCAGCCACUAAACUUGCGCCAUUUAAGGAUGGGCAAUCCUUGCCUCUACUCUUUUAAUUUAAUUCCAAGUUCUGUCUCUGACUUCCACUGUCUUCUGCAUACAUCUUCCCAACUUACUAAAUGGCAAGAACAUCCCUGCACUAUGUACUUGUACUCUCAAUCUGUCCCUGCUGCCACUAGUAAGGUCUUUCGGUAUGAUCUUUCUAAAAAGAGGUUCUUGCAGGUUGCUUGAGAUAUUCUAAGUCAGUGAUGCAUGAGGUUGGCUCAGGGAAGACUUU